Molecule: messenger RNA, 4201 nt
Organism: Porites lobata
Lineage: Eukaryota; Metazoa; Cnidaria; Anthozoa; Scleractinia; Poritidae
Source: the annotation of a GenBank genome assembly
AUGAAGAUGCAAACCUUUUCCACAAAAUCUUCCCAUUCUUCAUUUGGCUGUGGAGAUGUUGUGCUUGCACUCCCUAAAGAUUGUCACAAUAUCAAGGAGUAUUUUCUGACAAGGGCAAACGGAAAAUCAUUUACAAAGAGUGUGUUGAUAUAGCUCAGGAGGCUGCAUAAGAAAACACUCAGCCACCACUAGUUUCACCGCGAAAUGACGUAUGAGGAACGAGCAACUGAGAAAUUCCAUUAACUGAUGACGUAGGGUGUCACUACGUAGCUGAUUGGUAGAGCCGUCAGGGUAACGUGCUUCAACCAGUCAUAGACACUUCUCAAAUCUUUUUGUCAGCUUAGCUCAAGAACAUUUCUGAUAUCUUGAGCAUCUGAUUAGAGUCAUAUUCAUCGUCGUUGAAGGGAAAGAAUUCACACGCGCAUUAAAAAAAUUAAGUGUAUAAACAAAAAACGUAUAAGUGCUAAUGUGAAGCUAACUGACCACUUUUUUUCAAUCUAUAGGUGUUUAACUCAUCAGCAGACUCAAAAGGUGAAGUCGCAUCUAAAGUGGCCGAGAGCAUUUUGAAUUUCUUCCCUGGGUUUGAGGCCUUUAAACUUCAUCCUCCUUCUUCUGAUCCAGAAGUUGUAUUAAAUCUUAAUCGAGAAGAGGUGCAGGGUGACGUAAACAAGUCGUUUGUGCGGAGAGUGGAAGAAUUCAAGAGGAUGCUGAGGUCCAAGUUAACGCCCAAACGCAGCUUUCGUGAUGGAGAAUAUGUAACUGGCGAAGGUAAUAACUGAACAUUAAAUGUAAUUCUAUUCUCAGAUAUGCACAUCGUGGUUCUUCUUUAUGUUCUUUUGUUCGUUAUAAUCUAUUUUCGCUGGGUUCAGAUUUCCAUUGAUGUCAAAAGCACGACAUUGAUAUAAUAAUGCCUUUUUUUUCAAGAUGAAUAACACCGCGCCUGGUCAUUUAUAAAGCAAAUUUAAAUAAAGUUCAGAUAUAACACGCCCUCAGAUUGGUUGAAAGCGUACUUUAUGAGAGUAUAAAACAAGGAGCUAAAGUUUGCUUUAAAAAACUAGAAAGUGAUGCGUGAGGAAUUUAACGGUUUCUAGAGCACUCAAGAAGUAGGGAGAAGCAGUCUCGUGUUUUACCCUUGCAUUAUACCUUUCGUUCGUGCUCUUGGCGCUUCCUGCGUGCUUCAGUGGUGCUUUACAACAUGUAAAACGGAGUAAAGUCAAGGCUUCUUUAUUUGUUACGUAAAUGGCAUUAUAUUUUUGUAUGGCUGUUGAAUCAAGUAGAUUGAUCUGAGAGUCAUGCUUUAGGUGUAACUAUCCGAUUGGCGAAAGGCUGUGAAAUAUCAUCGCAUCAUAACCUUGAUCAUUUUCUGAACUUGUUUGCGUGUUUGUUUGUUUUUUUAAGCUCAAGCAGCUCUCGUCAAUAUUUACGUUGAGGCAUUGAACACUCCUGGAACAGUUCCUAGUGUACAGAGCGCCUGGGAGACCUUUGUGCAUGCCAAGUGCUCCGAGGCAAAAGCUAUCGCCAUGCAGAUCUAUCAAAGCGCCAUGUCAUCUAAGCUAGAUGGAACACUGCCUCGUGAGAGUGACGAGAUUCGCCAAGUUCAGCAAGCGGCCAUUGAAGAAUGUAUGGUUAGGUUUCAAGCUGAGACAGUUGGAGUGUCUGCUUUAAGCAGUGAAAAGUACCUGGAUGAACUGACGGUAAGGAACAGUAUGAGAUCGCCCCAUAUAACAAAAUUCGGAUUCCGGAAGCAGGGGAAAUUUUACUUGUAGAAUAUGGAAUCCUACGCUGGGAAUCCGGAAUUUCAUUAACGAUUGGAAUCUAGUACCUGGAAUCCGGAAUCCACGGUGUGGAAUUCAAAAUCCAAGACUGGUUUGGAUUCCUUUACAUAGCAGGGGAUGUGGUGUCAAAUCUGUGCUUUGUAAAUUAAGGCCCAUGUGUGCCCAGAUCAAUACUCAAUAGAAGAAGAAGAACAAGAAGAAAGUAAUUCAAAGUAAAAAUGGCACAUGUCCACUGAAUUUUCUGGGGUGCAUUAAAACUAACAUCUGGCGAAACUGGUAUCGUCUGGCGUUAAAAAAAAAAUAAUAAUAAAAAUUAAAAAAAAAAAAACAGACUUUGAUUAGGUUGUACGUCAGGCGUAGCGCUGAACCUCUGCCCCUAAAAUAAGAAUUUGACUGGGCUGAACGUCAAACAUUACUUGCUACGUCCGACGUCAACAUUUAUGCAACUGGCCCGUGAUCCUUACAGAAACAGUGUAAAAUAAGGAAAAAAAAUUGAAUUUAAACGCGCACCUUUCUCUGCCCAUAGGAGCACAUGGAAAAUGGCCUGAAGCAUUGGCUGAAGGAGAACAAUCGUUUAACAAGACAAGAGUGCCACAAGCUGCUGCGUGAUCUGAAAGAGCAGCAUUUGGAUCCUAUCCUGAGACAGCUCAGUGGAAAAGAUGGAGCUUCUGUCACUUUUGCUGAAAUAAUUGGAGGUUACUCUGCUAUUGAGCAAGGAUUUAAAACUCAUUCUAGAGGAGCCAAGAAUGUGUGUGCUCAGAUGUUUUACGAGUUCCAUCCUGUAAGUUUAUAUGUUCAAAUUCCAUGUUUAGGAGAAUUAAAAGAAAUAUGUUUUUUUUUUUAGAUUGAGUUAUUAGACAGGUUAAAUAAACAUCAAUAAUGUGCAAUUUUCUCGAACAUUUACCUUGAAUGGUUUACGAGCUCAGAUGCAGAUGCCGUCUCCCACGGACUUGAAAACCCUUCAGGAGGCACCAUCUCUCAUAUCUCAGUCUUAUAAACUAUCCUGGACGUGCCUAAAAAGUCGUAUUGGUAUGUGAUCUUGUGUCAUUCCUCGCUAGAAAACUGAUAAGAAACUCACUUAGUAGAUGGGAACAUCUGAAGGAUUUUUAGCGUAACUCCUUUUAUAUUUUCUACUAUCAAGUCCUAAGAUCGCAUAUCUCUUGCCUACAUAGGAAAUGCAAAAGGAAAUGGAAAAACACAUGGUGCACUUGCAACAACUGAAAGACUUUGAUGAAACUUUAGCCUUAGAGAGAGAAGAAAAAGCCCGUCAGGAACAGGAAAGGAGAAGGAUUGAGGUAAAAAUAGUAAAAUAACUGAGCGCGUUUUUAGAAGCGUGAACAGGUAGAGGAAGUUUCACAGUAAGGAUGAUCAUUGAACCUUUUCAUCUAAUUGACAAGUAGAGACGACAUUUUUACUAAAAAAUGACUUCAAAAGUAAACUCGAGUAUUUGUAAAAAAACAAACAAUUUAGUCUUCAACUCUAAAAUCUACAAAAAAUAGGUUUAUAACUUAAAAGCACAGCAGACUUUAAAAAAAAAAAGGUUAUCGAGAGACACCUUGUCUAAACUUAAUGAUAGAAACUGCACUUUUGUUGUAUUUAGUUCUUAUACGCCUCGAUUGAUACUGAAAUGAACACUUUUUUCUGUAUAUUUGUUUUCGUUGCGUUACGUUGAAAAAAGAAAACAAAGCACAUUGCUGAUGGAUCAUUCUUUAAAUGUACUAACUCUCUGGGAAUCAAAAUUAACCAAGUGUUUUUUUUUUUUUUUUUUCUCGGACCGGUAUUUCAAUGUUCGCUUGUAAAAUACACUGUAUAGCAAUUAAUCCUCAGUAGAGAUCUAUUCCAACAGGGCUCAGUACAACUUCGAUGAAUACAGAAUUGUUUAAGGCUUCUUAAAUAUAGAUUUAAUAAGCUCACAGAGGCGUGUUCUUUUCAAUGCUCGCUUUUAUUUUUGAUUUAUCUAGGAGGAAAACGCGUGCCUCGAGGAGGAACGUCGCACGGAAGAGAAAGAGGUUUGCACAAAUUCACUUUUAAGUGUAACCAUUUUCUGCUGUAAAAUAUUACUUUAUCUGUCUGCCUCAUGUUCUCUAGGCAUUUGCCAUAAGGAAAAUGAUGUCGCUCUUUUGUAGAUGGAGCUUCUGCGGAUCAAACAAGAGGAGGACAGGAGACGCUUGGAAGAGCAGUUUAAGGCAGACGUGGAGGCCCAAAAAGAACAAAUGUGCAACAUGAUGGCGGCAAACAUGGACGAACUGCGAAAGGACAGGGAAGCAGUAAUUCAGCAGAACCAGACGAAAAAGGAAAGAAUGGAGCAGAUGUACCAGUCUAUGGAGCAAAGGAACGCUCAAGUGAUCGAGUUUCAGAAGCAGAUCACUGCACUUGCUAACCGCCCACCUCCACCACCACCGAAGGGUGGUUGCGUUAUUCUUUAA